Messenger RNA from Owenia fusiformis, 2475 nucleotides. The record is from the annotation of a GenBank genome assembly. NCBI's taxonomy places the organism in Eukaryota, Metazoa, Annelida, Polychaeta, Sabellida, Oweniidae.
CUGAUGAUACGACAGAGGCAAUAUCACCAUCUGAUACUGCUGUACCAACUGAUUCUGAUAUUACUAAGGCUGAUGUUACAACAGAAGGGAUAUCUUCAACUGAAACUGUUGCGCCAACUGAUUCUGAUAUUACUAAGGCUGAUGCUACAACAGAGGCGGUAUCUUCAACUGAUAUUGUUGCGCCAACUGAUUCUGAUAUUACUAAGUUUGAUGCUACAUCAGAGGCGGUAACUUCAACUGAUACUGUUGCACCAACUGAUUCUGAUAUUACUAAGGCUAGUGUUACGACAGAGGCAGUAUCUUCAACUGAUACUGUUGCGCCAACUUAUUCGGAUAUUACUGAGGCUCAUGAUACAACAGAGGCAGUGACAUCAACUGAUACUGUUGCACCGACUGAUUCUGAUAUAAGUAAGGCUGAUGCUACAACAGAGGCGGUGACAUCAACUUAUACUGUUGCACCAACUGAUUCUGAUAUUACUAAGCCUGAUGUUACGACAGAGACAGUAUCACCAUCUGAUACUGUUGCGCCAACUGAUUCUGAUAUUACUAAGGCUGAUGUUACAACAGGGGCAGUGUCACCAUCUGGUACUGUUGCACAAACUGAUUCUGAUAUUACUAAGGCUGAUGUUACAACAGAGGCAAUAUCAUCAUCUCAUACUGCUGUACCAACUGAUUCUGAUAUUACCAAGGUUGAUGUUACAACAGAGGCAAUAUCACCAUCUGAUACUGCUGUACCAACUGAUUUUGAUAUAUCUAAGGCUGGUUUUACAACAGAGGCAAUAUCACCAUCUGAUACUGUUGUACCGACUGAUUCUAAUAUCACUAAGGCUGAUGUUACGACAGAGGCAGUAUCACCAUCUGAUACUGAAGCACCAACUGAGCCUCAUAUUACUAAAGAUGAUGUUACAACAGAAGGGGUAUCCCUGACUGAUCCUGUAACACUGACUGAGACUGACAUAACUGAAUCAACAACUAAAUCUACAACUGAAUCUCGUUUAACAUCAGAGUUCGUUGGUCCAACUGAUACUGUUGUAUCAACUGAUUCUGAUAUUACUAAGGCUGAUGUUACGACAGGGGCAAUGUCACCAUCUGAUACUGUUGUACCAACUGAUUCUGAUAUUACUAAGGCUGAUGUUACGACAGAGGCAAUAUCACCAGCUGAUACUGUUGCACCAACUGAUUCUGAUAUUACUAAGGCAGAUGUUACGACAGAGGCAAUAUCACCAUCUGAUACUGUUGCACCAACUUAUUCUGAUAUUACUAAGGCUGAUGUCACGACAGAGGCAAUAUCACCAUCUGAUACUGCUGUAUCAACUCAUUCUGAUAUUUCUAAGGCUGGUGUUACAACAGAGGCAAUAUCACCAUCUGAUACUGUUGUACCAACUGAUUUUGAUAUUACUAAGGCUGAUGUUACAACAGAGGCAAUAUCACCAUCUGAUACUGCUUUACCAACUGAUUCUGAUAUUACUAAGGCUGAUGUUACAACAGAGGCAAUAUCACCAUCUGAUACUGCUGUACCAACUGAUUCUGAUAUUACCAGUUCUGAUGUUACGACAGAGGCAAUAUCACCAUCUGAUACUGCUGUACCAACUGAUUCUGAUAUUACUAAGGCUGAUGUUACGUCAGAGGCAUCUCCAUUUGAUACUGAAACACCAACUGAGUCUGAUAUUACUAAAGAUGAUGUUACAACAGAGCAGGUAUCCCCGACUGAUCGUGUAACACAGACUGAGACUGACAUAACUGAAUCCACCACUAAAUCUACAACUGAAUCUCGUUUUACUACAGAGUUGGUUGGUCCAACUGAUACUCUUGUAUCAACUGAUUCUGAUAUUACUAAGGCUGAUGGUACGACAGAGGCAAUAUCAUCAUCUGAUACUGUUGCGCCAACUGAUUCUGAUAUUACUAAGGCUGAUGGUACGACAGAGGCAUCUGUAUUUGAUACUGGAGCACCGACUGAGUCUGAUAUUACUAAAGAUGAUGUUACAACAGAAGGGGUUACUUUAACUGAAACUAUUGCGCCAACUGAUUCUGAUAUAACUAAGGCUGAUGUUACAACAGACGAGGUAACUUCGGCUGAAACUGUUGUGCCAACUGAUUCUGAUAUUACUAAGGCUGAUGUUACGACAGAGGCAGUAUCACCAUCUGAUACUGUUGCGCCAACUGAUUCUGAUAUUACUAAGGCUGAUGUUACGACAGAGGCAAUAUCACCAUCUGAUACUGUUACACCAACUGAUUCUGAUAUUACUAAGGCAGAUGUUACGACAGAGGCAAUAUCACCAUCUGAUACUGUUGUACCAACUGAUUCUGAUAUUACUAAGGCUGAUGUUACAACAGAGGCAAUAUCACCAUCUGAUACUGUUGUACCAAUUGAUUCUAAUAUUACUAAGGCUGCUGUUACUACAGAAGCAGUAACUUCAACUGAUACUGUUACACCAACUGAUUCUGAUAUUACUAAGGCUGAUCUUACAACAAAAG